AAUUCGAUGUAACUCUUAUAAUUAAGAUCACGAAUGUGAUCAACAGGCAUAGUACAAGCGAAAAAAUAAAUCUAAAUAUAUUACUUCUCAGUUUUGUUAAAAUACUUUUGAUGUAAUUAUUCGAUAAGGCCUUGUAUCAGACCAUCACUGCAAUUGAAAAAAAAAGUAAACAAUUUAUAUAAGAGAGGUUAAAACUGAACCCAAUAAAAAUGUGGGAUAAUAUAAUAGAUUAUUUGAAGGAUCCUCUAUUAGUAGUUAAAGUACAGAACUUUUUUGGUGUCAUCUAUAAAAAGAACAAUUCAAGUGAAGAAACAAGUAUCAUACAUUCAGAUAGGCAUAAUACUGAAAAUGAUAGUGCAAGGCAGCAUAAGAGAAUCCCCAGUGAUAUAUCGGGGACAUCACAGUCUUCUUGCGAGACGGAUACAUCAUCAGAAUAUCAAGAGGAGGUGGAAUGCUUGAUUAAUAACAAAUUCUGGUACUACUUAUUUGUAUUAGGAACUGCACUGGGUGAUGAAAUAUUUUAUGCAACAUUUAUACCAUUUUGGUUUUGGAAUAUUGAUGGUGCUGUUGGAAGAAGAGUUGUGUUAGUGUGGACUAUAGUUAUGUAUAUAGGUCAAGGCUUCAAAGAUAUAAUAAGAUGGCCUCGGCCUGGCUAUCCAGUUAAGAAGUUGCAGGAUAAGUGGGCUAUAGAGUAUGGUAUGCCCUCAACCCACGCUAUGGUCGGCGUUUCCAUACCAUUUUCAGUCUUAUUUUAUACCAUGAAUAGGUACCAGUAUCCUGUGCACUGGGGAAUCAUAAUAGCAGUGUCGUGGUGUACAUUGAUAUGUGUUAGCAGAGUUUAUCUCGGGAUGCAUAGCAUUCUGGAUAUAGCAGCAGGUCUGUUGUUGUCAUCAGCAUUGUUGGUAGUCUUGAUUCCUGUAGUGGACCAACUGGAUGGGUUUUUGCUCACUUCUCAAUGGUCACCUCUACUAGUCAUCACCAUCUCUAUUCUUGUUAUUGUAUAUCAUCCUCAAUCUGAUAAGUGGACGCCCACAAGGGGCGACACGACGAUGAUAGUGAGCGUGUGCGCCGGCAUCCUGACGGGCUCGUGGACCAACUACCAGCUGGGCAACAUGUCGGCCAGCCCGCUGGCGCCGCCCUACGCGGUGGAGUGGCCGAGCGUGGAGAUGUGGGGCUGCACGCUGCUGCGCACCACGCUGGGCUUCUGCGGCGUGCUGGCCACGCGCGCGCUGGCCAAGUCCGUGUCGUUCGCGCUGGCGUGCGCGCUGCUCGGCGCCGACCGCCGCGCCGUGCGCGCCGCCGCGCCCAGCCUCCACGACACCAACACCAUCAUCGUCGAGCACUCCUACAAGUACAUCACGUACGGCCUCAUCGGCUUCAACACCACCUACGUGCUGCCGACCGUCUUCGAUCUGCUCUUCAUAAACAGGCCGACCUACUACACGGAGAUUUAGUCGCGUCCGAGCCUCGUCGUGGGAGAGUGUAUUUAUUAAACGAUUCGAAAUGAUUAUUUUGUAGUUUGUAACGAGAGUUGAACUUACAGGAUUUGUUGAAUUUAAAUAUUUACACCUCCUUCGAUAUAAUUUUACUAGAUCAUUCCAAAUAGAUAGAUAGAUAGUUGUUAAUUAUAUAAA
Messenger RNA from Vanessa atalanta (red admiral), 1634 nucleotides. Its product is annotated as sphingosine-1-phosphate phosphatase 1-like. Gene Ontology annotation, biological process: phospholipid dephosphorylation; sphingosine metabolic process. The coding region runs from base 210 to 1454 and encodes 414 amino acids. The transcript is spliced from 4 exons. NCBI's taxonomy places the organism in Eukaryota, Metazoa, Arthropoda, Insecta, Lepidoptera, Nymphalidae. Gene Ontology annotation, cellular component: endoplasmic reticulum membrane. The record is from RefSeq and is a predicted model, not a curated record. Gene Ontology annotation, molecular function: sphingosine-1-phosphate phosphatase activity.